This is a messenger RNA of Vigna unguiculata (cowpea), 2769 nucleotides long. RefSeq names its product MUTS-homolog 5 (gene MSH5). Gene Ontology annotation, molecular function: mismatched DNA binding; ATP-dependent DNA damage sensor activity; ATP binding. Gene Ontology annotation, biological process: mismatch repair; chiasma assembly. Lineage: Eukaryota; Viridiplantae; Streptophyta; Magnoliopsida; Fabales; Fabaceae. Gene Ontology annotation, cellular component: nucleus. The record is from RefSeq and is a predicted model, not a curated record.
GAAAUUGACUAAUAUUUUCUGUAUCUCUAUAUAAAGGGACAGUGUAUUUUGAAUUUUGCGCGCUCAAAUUCUGGUUAUCUCUGGUUUUCUGUUCAUUCGCUGUUUUACUGGGUGGUGCAGAAUCGAGAUAGCUGAAAAUGGAGGACAUGGACGAAAUCGACGCUGUUCCUCAGGUUUACAUGGCUUGCAUACUAAAUGGUCAUAGAAUAGGAGUUUCUUAUUAUGAUUCCACACUUCGACAACUUUAUGUACUUGAAGUUUGGGAUGAUGGCGACAAAGGUUUUCCAAUUAUUGAUCUGGUGAAAUAUCAAGCCAACCCUUUGGUUAUUUACACAAGCACUAAAAGUGAAGAAUCCUUCUUGUCUGCUCUGCAACAAAAGGAUGGAGUAGCUGAGUAUCCUACAGUAAAGCUUGUUAAAAGUUCAAUAUUCAGCUACGAGCAAGCAUGGCAUAGAUUAAUUUACCUGCGAGUGGCGGGGAUGGAUGAUGGAUUAAAUAUGAAGGAGAGGAUUUACUAUCUGAGUUCAAUGAUGGACAUGGGAAGUGAAGUACAGGUUCGUGCUAGUGGUGGUCUCCUUGCAAUACUAGAGGAUGAAAGGAUUGUAGAUACUCUUGAACAGAAAGAAUCAGGAAAUACAUCAAUUUCAAUUGAUUCUGUUGCAGAAAUUUCACUAAAUAACUUUCUCAAACUUGAUGCAGCAGCUCAUGAAGCAUUACAAAUAUUCCAAAUUGACAAGCACCCAAGCCACAUGGGAAUCGGUAGAGCAAAAGAAGGGUUUUCAGUAUUUGGAAUGAUCAAUAAGUGUGUGACUCCGAUGGGUAGACGUCUUUUGAGAAAUUGGUUCUUAAGGCCUAUUCUUGAUCUUGAAGUGCUGAACUACCGUUUAAAUUCUAUAUCUUUUUUUCUAUGCUCAGAAGAACUUGUUGCUUCAUUACGGGAAACCUUGAAAUCUGUGAAGGAUAUACCCCACUUGCUGAAGAAAUUUGACUGUCCAAGCUCUACGUGCACUAGCUCUGAUUGGGCAGCUCUUCUAAAGAGUAUUUGUGCGCUGUUGCAUGUAAACAAGAUUUUUGAAGUUGGAAUGUCCGAAGACCUUCGUGAAGAAUUGAAGUAUUUAAACUUGGACAUUGUCGAGAAGGCUAAUUCAUGUAUAACAGCAGAACUUGGUUAUGUUUAUGAACUGGUAAUUGGUGUUAUUGAUUUAAAUAGAACUAAAGAGAAAGGUUAUGCGACGGUUGUGAAGGAAGGUUUCUGUGACGAGUUAGAUGAGCUGAGGCAAAUAUAUGAGGAACUGCCGGAAUUUCUGGAAGAGGUUUCAUCGAUGGAAUUGGAUCAACAUCCUGGUCUAUGCAAGGACAAGCGUGUUCCUUGCAUUGUUUAUAUACAGCAAAUAGGUUAUUUAAUGUGUAUCUUUGAAGAAAAACCUGAAGAAACCUCUCUGGAGACACUUGUAGAUUGGGAAUACGCAUUUUGUGACACAGAUGGAGAGACAAAAAGAUACUUUUAUCGUACGCCAAAGACACGAGAAUUGGAUAGUCUGCUCGGUGAUAUCCACCAUAAAAUUCAAGAUAUGGAGAGGGCAAUCACCAGAGAUUUGUUUUCGCGUAUAUUGCUAUUCCAGACCCUUUUGAUAAAGGUGGCAACUUUUGCAGCUGAACUGGACUGCUUUUUGUCAAUGGCAUUGGUUGCACGGCAGAACAACUACGUCAGGCCUUCGUUGACUGAAGAAAAUUUGCUUGAUAUAAAAAAUGGAAGGCAUGUUUUGCAGGAAAUGACGGUAGACACAUUUAUUCCUAAUGACACUAAGAUUCUUCAUGAUGGAAGAAUAAAUAUCAUCACCGGUCCUAAUUUUUCUGGAAAAAGUAUCUAUAUAAAGCAGAUUGCUAUAAUUGUUUUUCUCUCCCACAUUGGUAGUUUUGUGCCAGCCGAUUCAGCAACUGUGGGUCUAACAGAUAGAAUAUUUUGUGCAACGGGAAGCAGGCUUAUGACAGCUGAACAAUCAACAUUUAUGAUUGAUCUACAUCAAGUAGGGAUGAUGCUCAGGCAUGCUACUUCGCAAUCUCUGUGUUUGGUUGAUGAAUUUGGUAAAGGUACUCUUACAGAAGAUGGCAUUGGUCUACUUGCUGGAACCAUAAAUCACUUUGUCACAUGUCAUGAACCUCCAAAGGUUUUCGUGUGCACUCAUCUCAUGGAUUUAUUGCAUGGACAUUCCCUGACCAAGUCUGAGCAGAUUAAGUUUUACACAAUGAGUAUACUGAGGCCUGACGACAAUUCCACAUACAUUGACGACAUUGUAUUUUUAUACAGGCUUAUCCCUGGACAUGCCCAUCAUAGCUACGGGCUGCAUUGUGCUCUGCUUGCUGGUGUACCAGAGGAAAUUGUAAAAAGAGCUGCUGCUGUGUUGGAUACCGUUUCAAAUAAUAAUCAUGUCGAGCGGUUAUGCAAUGAGAACAUCUCUGCCCAAGAUCGUCAAUGCAAGGAUGCCAUGGAUAAACUGUUGGAAUUCGAUAUUGAAAAAGGCGACUUAAAACUUUUCUUUGAGGAUAUAUUUUCUCCAGUUCUUAAUGCAUCGUGACUGAAGUCUUAUCUGCUGAUUGUUUUCGUAGGAAUUAUUGAGAUGCCAGGUGUGAUGGUAUGACAUUUAUAUCAAGAUGAGUUGCAUACAUUUUUAUUGAGCAUCCAUUUUGGAGAAUUAUAUCUUCCUAUAGCAGAGUCUUUUUCAUUGGUUUAUCAACCUCAAGCUAAAAAGUUAGUAGUAUGUGGAAAGU